CCGCGGGUAACUGAGGAGCAAACCACUCUGCUGGCCGCAGAGCAAGAGAUCAGCGGAGAGAGGGAGAUAGAGGGAGGGAGGAGAGCGAACACAUGCAGCGCAGCAGAGGAGAGGAGAGGAGCAUCUGAGAGGAAGCUGCACGACUGCUCUGACAGAGAGAAAGACAGAGGGAGGAGAGUACUUCUUCUUCUCCACACUAACAAGGAGGCAGAGAGCAAAAAGAGGCGAAGAGAGGGAAAGAAAGAAAGGCAGGAGAUGUGGAGAUAGUAAGAGGAAGGGAAAAAGUAUCCCUCCCUGCCACUUAGAGAGAUAGAGAGACAAAGAGGAAGGCAAAACAAAAGGGGUUGGAGAGACUGUGGAGUGAGGAGAAGGAGGCAGCGGACUGGAGAUAGUUAGAGGAACUGCAAGACUGAUCAGUGAGCGGCUGAGAUUUUUGGGAAGAAAUUCAGACUCAGUGAGAAAGAGAGCGAGAGAGAGAGAGCGCGAGCGGGGGAGAGAGAGUCAAUGACUGGGAAAGAUUGAUGAAUGAAAGAUGGGAGCAAAACAUCUGGAGAGAAAAGAUGACUUAGAGAGAAAUAUUUAACGAGGGACAGGCAUCUCGGCGGGAGGCAGUUUAAGGGAGGAGACAAAAGGGAGAAGGAAUAAAAAAUAAAUACAUUUCGAGAAAGACAGGAAAUAAAGGAGGAGCAGGGGGUGAAAUAUUUAAGAAAAGACAGGGGUGAGGGGAGACGAGCAGGGAGUGAAAGAGUCAGAAACUUAGAGAAGAGAGAGAAUAAAUCAGAGAAGCAGAGGGGGAACUGCUCUCUUCCUUUUCUUUUUUCUUUUCUUUUUUUUGAAAAAAAAUCUUAAAUCUUAGUCCCUCCUCUUCUUUAUAAAACAAGGAGGGGAAAUGAGAGGAGCAGGAGAGAGUUGAGCAGCACAGCAGAAGAAGGAGAUGAGUUUUUCUUCAAAGUCCAGGUAGAUUUUUAAGGUAGAUCUUUAACAACACAAGCGCAUCCAAUGGCGUGCUACUACAUUGUGAUCAGUUCCACCCAUCUGCGUGACGGACAGCUGAGGAGCAUCAAGGGGGUGUUCAGGGGACCAAUAGGAACCAACAGCCAAAGAAACACGGAGGAAGGGAACUCCAGGUUUUACUGCGAGCUGUGUGAUAAGCAGUACGUGAGGCACCAGCAGUACGACAACCACAUCAACUCCUACGACCACCACCACAAGCAGCGCCUGAAGGAGCUGAAACAGAGGGAGUUUUACAGAGCGCUGUCCUGCAGGAGGCAGAGGAGGCGCAGGGAGGAGAGGCGAGAGGAGAGAGUCCUGAGGAGACUCCAUCAGCAUGAAGAGAGGAGGACAGGAGAAAGUGCUCCAGGUUCUGGGCCCAUGUUCCGGUCCACCACCGUGGCAGUCGACCCAGCAAGUCAGAGCCAACCAAACUUUGUGCAGAACUGGGCUGAUCUCCGUCCCAACAGCUCCUCUCUGGCAACAAAGCCUCAGACGUCGCUGAUCCAGCCCUUCCUUCCCCUGGACCCUGCACUGGAAACCCGACUCCUGAGCAACACACAGUGGGAGUAUGAUCAAAUGGAUGUCAGCAACGCUACAACUGCUGCUGCUGAAUCCUGCAUCCUCGACAAGACGCAUGUGAGCUACAAGCCGCUGCCAGCCAUUACAUCUAAAAAUGACAACAGAAAUAACAACUCUACCAAAACCAGCCCCUUUAACAAGACCCCUUGGGCUCAUCACUAUUUAAACAAACCCAGCGCUCCCAAUAACGUCCCAACAAAUGCCAGCAAUGCCACACCUAAUGGCUCCAUUUUCAACAAAACCAUUGUGACCAGCAUCUGUGACAGCUCCACCGCUGCCACCAUCACUAACAACAGAGUCCGUCCCGUGUCCUUCUCACUGCCCAAAAGGAGCUGUGUCCUUCUCCACCAAUCAGCUGCCGUGUUCAUUCAAGGCUCUGGGCCAUCAGGGAAGCUGGACACGGUACAAGAAAGAGCCAAAAAUCUGGGAGAGAAAUCCCCAGAUCAGCAGCUCAAAUCUCCAGAAUCUGCAGACGUGGAUGUUGUUACUAUAGAUCACUGGGAUACUGGAAACCAGUGCAGUGUGGACAGUAAAAGUGCAAUCCAGAACUCUGAGGCUGGAGUCAUUAUGUCUACAGAGAAGGGGACUGUGGGACUCUCUGGGACUGGAGCCCACUUUUCUUCAUGUAAUCUCAAUGCAAUCGGAGUUGUGGACUCAGUUUCCAGUGGGAAUGGAGCCCACCUCUCCGUGUGUAAUGACAACGGGACUGGAGCCCGAGUCGGCCGCGAAAGUGGGACUGGAACUCAUGAUUAUUUAAACAGUGGGACACCAGGACAGGUUUCUAACAGUGUAAGCACAGAUUCAGUUUGCAGAGACAGCAAGGCUGAGAUCCAUGAGGUUGUGGAUGACACAAAAUUAAAUCCUUUCCAAGAAGUUAAGGAUCUGCUUUGUCCUGCUACAAACGACACUGAAAGCUCUCAUUCUGUUUUAUAUGAGUCUUCAUGUCAAACACAGCCCAAAGAAUCAAACUCGUCUCAGUCAAAGUGGCCUAAAGAAUCACCUCCUGCACCCCCAAGUCGUCCCAAAGAGCCAUUUUAUCGAGUCCUGAGCCGAGAUGGCAGCAGGGUUCUCCUCUGGCCAACGGAGAUGGUCAGCUACACCAAAACUUCACCCCCAAUCUCCUACAGCGUCAACCCUCUACUGUACGACUUCAGAGCACAUAACAAGGCCAAGGAAGGGGGCGAAGAAAAGAAAGGAGGGCUAGAAGAUGGCAGGGAGAGAAUAAAGCCAUCUGUGAUCAAACAGCCCAACUGCCAACAGAGGCAGGAAGAUAUGGAGAGAGGGAGGGAGGUGAAGAUAGAUGAAAGGGAAGAAGAGGAUGAAGGAGGACAGGCAGGAAAUCCUAUGGAACUUGUAGCCCAUUGUAGCAGCAGCGACGCAGUUCUGGAUCGCUCCAGCUGCCACAAUGAAAGCGCUUUAAAAUUUGUUCCCGUCUCAGCAGAAUGCCACCAUGCACCGACGGUAGGCCUUCAAAAAACAGGGAGGAGGAGGAGGAGGAAGAGGAGAGGAGGGGUGAGGCGAGGAAUGAGAAAGAGGGGGAGAAGGAAAAGAGGAGAAGACGCAGAUAGAAAGAACUUAGAAAGGGGACGAAGGAUAAUAAGUACUCUUUGUGUGAAUCAGAUGUUUGAAGGGAGAGAAGAGAGGCUGAAAAGACAGGGCACUGUAAAGGAGGACAGGAGAGAAAAAGGCCUAUUAAGUAAUCUUGCGGCACAUCGGCUGGUAGGAGGGAAAGAAAAGAGGAUGACGGGAGAGGAAAGAAGGAUAAGAGGAGAUCAGACGGAGCGAGAGAGGGCAGGUAGAAAUGACGGGAAGAGAGGAGAGCUAUUAAGUAAUCUUCCUGUGAAUCGUUGUAAUCGGUGUAACCAGCUGUGUGUGCAGGUGAAAAGGGAGGCCAGCCAGCAUCAAUCCCAGCAAUCAGUCUCCGGGUGGGGCCAGGGGCUCAGAAAGCUCCUCUGCAGGGGUGCAGCAUGUAACUCGGUGAUUAGCCCUGUCCCUGGGUCUGUUAUAGAGAUGCCACGCUGUCCUGCAAUUACAGCCGACCCUGCUCAGAACGACAAAGAGGCGGGAGAGAUGCACAAAAAUACACAUGUAGGGAUGAAGGAAGGGCAGGGAGAUGAGGAGCAAAGGAAUCUGAGGAACACAGAGAUAAGAGGCGCUCAGGAUGCUAAAGAAAACGUGUGCAACCUAGCGAUUAAUGGAGUUCCUUUUCCCUGCCGAGACGCACCGCGGCAGCCAGAAAUUUGUCUUAUUCCUAAACCUCGCAGAGAAACAACAUGUGAUCCAGCGAUUAGCCUUGUCCCUGCUCCCUUCAGAGAAACAGCAUGCAGUCAAAGACAAACAAUACCUGCAGGACACAUCAAUCCAGUGUUAGGCUCGGCCCCACGCUGCGCCGCACAACAGACGGUAACAGAACCGAGAAUCAGAUCGGCCUGCGCAGACACGAGCCUAACUGGUUCAGCGCUUUCAGAGGAGACAGCGUUGAAGGGAGCAGCAACGACCGGCAAAAGGAAGAGCGCGUCGCCGGAGGCUGCAGCGACUCCGAGGAAGAAACGGAAAAGGGGAAGGAGACAGACGAGGAAGGUUGUCAGUGUUUGCUUUGGUUUGACCUCUGACCUCAACCAGGGUCUCACAGAGGCACCUGAACUUAACAGCUGCGAAAAACGGCUGCUUUCAGUCAACGCUCUUGAGCCCAGUCCGGAGAACAAAAGCACCAACUGGAGGACAAAAUACUCUCUGAGUUGUGACUCAAGUAACAGGGAGGGAACGUUCAGCUGUAACACCACUGACAAACUCCAUUACUGCUGCUGUGAUGACAGCGAAAGCAGCGAUGCUAACACUAAUGACUACAGCCAGGCUCCCUGUAGUCCCUCCGGAGGUGAUGGAGAGGUUAAGUGCUGGGCAGAGGAACCGUUCGGUGACUGUCACACCUUCAACACGCCGAGCGACCAGAGUCAAGGUGAUGGAAAGUGUAACAAGGAGGACGGACAUGAUGAUUCUGCCAUCUGCAGCGACAAUCCCUCAAAUAAGAAUGACAAACACGAUCGGCGGCGUGACAAAGACGAGGAUCACUGUCACGCACACGCGGCUGAACUCCCCUCAGCUAAGGAUAAACCUGCAUGGAGUUCAACGAAAGACUUGUUUACCUGUAGCACUGAUGACACACAUGCUGACCGCUGUCAACGGGAAAACGAGCACACAGCAGCUCACGGCCUCUGUGACUCCAAAGCCAGCGCAACGUUCCACGACCAAAUAAAGAACCACGACCAAAUAAAGAACAAAAGCGACCACGGUGAAGAGGGAAAAACCAAACCGCUGGGCCACAUCCAGCAACAAGACAGCCUCUCUGAUUGUGGUGUCCGUCAGAGUGACGGCGCUGAUGUUGACAGCGGUCAGUGGGAUUGUUGUGACAGUAAUCAUGUCGUUGAUUGUAAUGACUGUGGUAAUGCUGGUGAUCACAGUCGCACCAGAAACGAAGAUGCUGCAGUUACGACUGCGCAGAGGACGGACGAAAGGGGCGUGGAGAAGGAGAGGAAGGGGGAGGAGGAGCAGGAGAAACAGAUGGAGAGGAAACAUUUAAAAGAGGAGUGGGAGAAGGAGUGGGUGAGGAAGAAAGAGAAGGAGGAGAAAGAGAGAAGGAAGGAGAUAGAUUUUGAAUAUUUCUAUCCUGAGAAGAGGCCUUGCUUUCCUCAUCACCUCCCUCCACCAUGCAUCCCUCUCCACGCUCCUCUCCUCCUGCCCCCAUCCCUCUCCUCCUCCUCCUCCUCUUCCUUCUCCUUCCAUCACACCAUCGUCCAGCACCACCUCUCGCUGCUCCCUCCUCCGUCACACCUCCCCGUCACCUCCUACCCUCACCUUCUUCACUCUUUCAGCCCGCAUCUCUCGCCUCUCACUCUUAACCCGCCUCCUGCUCCUCCUCCUCCACCUCCUCCUCCUCCCCAUCUUCCUCCCCCGUUCUACGCUUCUUCCCCUAUCCCUCUCAUGGACACCCCUGGUCCAUAUCCCUUGGCGGCAGCAUUUCAUCCUGUGCAGGGUCACCACCCGUCUCUGUACCCUGCUCCACAUCCAGCAGUCUUGCCGCUACAGGUGUUGUUCUGAAGGCAAGAUUCGUGAAAGGUGCAUUUUCUUAUUUACAAAGAAUAAGUUAUCCGCUGGAUGAAAGCAGCUUUUUAGUGUCAUCGCAUGCAAGGGUGGAAUGAAGGGGAUGCAUUUUUCAGGAACACUUAAGUAGAAAAACUAAACUUAUCUAUCUCGAAGCCAAACCUCUGACAACCUCAUCAGCCCGCCCAAACACGGCACUGAUUCACAUGUGAAAAAAACAAAAAAAGACAGCUAAUUAUCUUCAUCAGACGCAAUCCUGCUCAAAAUGAGCCUCAGGUGUGCAGCCAGCGGGAUCGUGCUGGGGAUACACAGCUGGGCUCGUUUCCCUCGGCACAAAUCAGUCAACGCUUCUGUUCUGCAUUUUUAAACCAAUGAUUUCCUUCUUUUUUUUUUUACUACUUUAAAGGACAGAUUCAACUGUUUACACCGUUACGUAUCUUCCGUCUGUGAUAAUAAAUGCAGGAUGAGAGCUUUGACUUCAGUUAGGAAACGUUCUCGGCCGAGAGACGACAACCUGUCCAAAUUUAUGAUUUCUGAAAGGUUGAAACACAAUCAAGGGUUUCCCGCCUAGAGCUGAUAUUAAUAUUAAACACAAUAUUUCUGCUGCUUCAAGGGCAGAAUAAUUCAAACAUUUCAUUACUUAACUAAUCUGAAACAAGAAAUGUUUAUAUGAGUCAGGCUAUAUCAGUGUAACACUACAUUCAUUUAAAAUCUCAAAGGAAAAAGUAGGAAAAAGACGACUUCCUGUCAUUAUCUUAUAAACUCUAAGUCAGCUGCAACAAGCCUUGUAAGCAGCUGGAGUAAAUAGACUGAAAUAUUAAAGGGGAACAUGAGGGCCUUUCACAAAAUGUCAGAAAUUGCUAAACCAAUCAGAGCCACAAAUUCAACUCCACAGCACUUAAGUGAUGUGCAUGAUUUGAUUGGUCCAACUUUCGUUCAUCUGAGUUUGAAAGAAGUUUGAAAGAAGACAGCGCAGAGGAUAAAAAAGAUCAAAUCUUUUGCUUCUGCUGCAACAAUUUGCAAAACAAAACUGUGUCCAUCUUUGUAGACAAGGCCAGCAUAGCAAUAGCUGACAUGUCCAGGGUGUGCAAACACAAGAGGGCAGAGAUAAUGGAUAUGUGCUCACUAGCCAGUCAUGGAGCAGGAAAUGUUCUGGUUCUGGCAUGAUGUGAACGCAGCAGAAGCUCUGCAUUAGAGCAGAUGAUUUUAUUGUACUGCUGACUACAAUUCUAAAAGAUGAGCCAUUUAGGUUUAACGUACAAAGAAAGAAAGCAGACUAUGAGAAUUUACACAAAGCAAAUAAAGCUUUAGAAAGGACAUUUUCUUGGCUUCUGUAUCUUAACACAUAUGAGCUGCAGACUUCAGCAUCAGCCUAGGUGAUUGGUAGAAAAUCUUCUCAUUGAAAAAGAAACAUUAUUUAAAAAAACACACACACACGCAAAACUACACAGAUUUGCUGUAAACUGGCAGAAAAAUGCAAACGAUAAAUAUUACAGUUGGAUCCUGCAUACUGUUAGUUUGUUGAACCUGCAUAAAAGAGCAGCUGAUGCUGACAUUAGAGUGUAAAUUGGUAUCCUAGCCUCUUGUGCAGCGUGUCAGUAUGUCUAAUGCUGAACGUCAAGAGGAAAUGUUAAGUUUAGAAAUAAGCCUCUGCUCUUUGAUUCUGAUGAACUCACUCCAGCGUCUGACCUUUACACUUGACGUUUUAGAUCGUUGAUUUUCUGCCAUCUCCCUCCGCCGCAGCCGCACUAAAAAUAUCCCAAAGUGGCGGAUAACUUUACAUUUAGUGACUCACCCAUUUAGGCCAAAACACACAGUGAUUGAUUCAGCACGCUUUGUGACACACUCGACUUCAGCAGAGCUCGGUCCCGCCGAGACUGAGAGCGGCGAUGAAAUGUGGGAAGAUGUGAGCCUUUGAUUGUCAGGCAAUCACAAAACAAGCAUUUUUUGAUUAAAGCCCCCCGCCCCCCACCCCUUGUCAUUCAUUGGCUGCUUGUUGCAGUUUGACAGGUGAUUUUCCACUCUGUGGUCCGUGGCAAAAUAACUCAAGUGCAGUCGCAUCCUUUCAUUCAAAUGCUGAAAGUUCAAAACGUUUUAUUCUCUGUGAAUAGCCUCCCUCAGGUGGAUUUUUCCUUUAAAGCUCAAGGGUUAUGACAAAGCCCCAUGCAAAGUAAGGAGAAAUCCAUCGCAAUUAAGAAAAUGUGACUGCACGGCAUCUUUAUAAAUCUUGCCACGUGACACUGAGACUUUCAGAGGUGUGAAUGCUAGGUAGGUAGGUGGAAGCAGCGACAAGGGAAGAGCACAGUGACACCCACACUUACUGACGCAUUGUUUUCCUCAGACGUUUUCUCUGAAAUGGAACAUCUGGUUGCGAUAGCUUUGGGGUAUCUCUGGCAGCACCUUUUCCAUCUCACACACCGUGUAGAUUAAUUGUGGUGCAGGCAGCAAUAACAAACAAGUAAGAAAAUACACAUUAAAAUUCAACUACUACAAUUACUGUGGGCGGAUCACCAUCCUUAUUCUCACCAGUAUCUGUGGCCAAAUUAAAAUAUAUUGUCUCCAGCAGGCAUCCUGUGUGAUCUUUACAUAUUUCGCUUGCAAUCUCUCUCUCCCAGAGGUCUUUGACUGCUUCCUCGCCACUUGCUCUCCCGUGCGUUGGCGACACGUGGCGUCCACGUUGACGUAAAUACAGUUUAUUAAGUGUCACGAAACUUUUCCUCCAAGAAAGCAUUAUUAGCUGUGGUGACGACACUCCUCGUAGCUGAAGUUUGUAACCUCACGUUCUCCCGGAACGCAGGUUUUUAUUUAUUAUUGUGAUAAACAGUGUAUAUUAGAGAAUACAAAAGAAGAAGAAGCUGUUAUUAGAUGUAUUUUUGUAGAGAACCCUCAGUUGAAUGAGGUUUUUGUAUUAUGUACUCCGAUGCUAUUUUAGCUAGUAAAUGAACCUCACACCUGUUUCAUUUCGCCUCUUGCUGUUCUGAUCUCCAAUAAAUGAGUUUAAAAUGCCAUAAUUGAGCUUCUUCAGAAUGCAGUUUUUACCUGUUUUGUCAAGGAAAUGUCUUAAACGAAUAUUUAGCAGAUAUAUUUGUGUGUGUGUAUGUGAUCUUAUUUCAGCGAACUGAUAUCCACAGAUAUUAUCCCAGCUAACAUAAUAGAUCUAGUAAAUCCCUUGAGAAAAACAAAUUACUCUGAACAUGGAAAUAAAUCAGUAGACUUGA
This is a messenger RNA of Mugil cephalus (flathead mullet), 8888 nucleotides long. RefSeq lists its product as uncharacterized. The transcript has 5 exons. Gene Ontology annotation, cellular component: nucleus. The record is from RefSeq and is a predicted model, not a curated record. Lineage: Eukaryota; Metazoa; Chordata; Actinopteri; Mugiliformes; Mugilidae. Bases 1000 to 5667 code for a protein of 1555 amino acids.